Molecule: messenger RNA, 2436 nt
Organism: Mycosarcoma maydis (corn smut)
Lineage: Eukaryota; Fungi; Basidiomycota; Ustilaginomycetes; Ustilaginales
Exons: 1
Coding region: 1-2436 (811 amino acids)
Source: RefSeq, a predicted model, not a curated record
AUGGCUAAUCUGCGCUCGUCAAAGAGGCGAGAAUUCGGCGCCAUCUCCACCAGGAGUGCCCAAGCUGCCAAUACGCUGGCAUCCUCCUCGUCGGCCAAGGCUUCGCACAACCUUCAGUCCGACGAAAAUGUCCCGUCCAGUAGACGUGUUCUGGGAAACAUUAAGAAUGUCGUCAUCGAACGCCAGCCUGCCAUCGAGGCUAGUGGCUAUCGACGCAGGCCAUUUAGUGACCGCAACGCGCCGGUCAUACCUGAUUCCAGCCUCGUCCCGAGCAAGGUCACCAGCGCGGCAGAGUCGCGAAGCAGAAUCGUCAAUGUGGCGCGUUCAUCAUUAUCGCGUUCAACAAGAACACAAGAGUCUGACUCGGCGCGAUCCAGCACGGCUCGAGUAUCGACCGAACCAAAGCCAACCGCAUCCGCAUCCGCAUCGCGACGAACUCAGCAAGCUCAACUUCGUUCGCCGCUGGAGCAGGCCAAGGAUGUCCAGGUGCCGUCAUAUGGAAGUCUGCUUGCUCAUGCAGAAGAUCCAAUGUCUUCCCAAAUCGAGGCAGCGGGUCGGCGCAACCUCAAACCGGCUCCAAGUCACGCCGAGCUGACUCGCAUUUCGCCUGGUCUCAGUAGCGAUGAUCUCGAGUACUUUGACAUCAGUACCUUGCCACAAAUGCAGUCGGCACAUGUGGUGCGGACAACGGCUCAGCGCGGCAACACAGGCUCGCAGUCAGAAGACAAGAGAUCCAAUGAUGGUUCAGCACCAUCGCAUGGCUCCUCAGACAAGGAAAAUUUGCCUCCUCCAGCAGCGCGUGCCAGCACAAGAGCCGACAGCCGUCAUUUGGCUCGCUCACGUACCGAUGUGCUCGGUGGGAUCGGCGGUGAUCAACCGUUGCAUUCUACGCCCAUCUCUUUCAGACAUCAAGCCCGUGACAGGCAACCAGUGAGAUCGACGUAUCUCGAUCACGUUUUCCUGGUCGAAUCGAACCACCCGAGCCGAUCGGACUCUCCUGGUGUAGCUCGUCGAGCUGAGCCUUUGACUGCGUCUGCUCAGCAUUUGGAAGAGUACAAGCACCGAGGCGUCACCAAAGUCAUGGCUUGGAAGGCAGCGGGUCAUGCCGAAGCGUUCAAGACGCAACAGGAUGCUUCGGUCUCUGGAAAGGACGAACGCAGCGCUGGCUUUUGGCCGCCCAGUGAUGCGCCUGGACAUGUCGCAAUGUACGAUGCCGCGGGAGAAAUCAGCUCUUUGACCGAUCUCUUGCCCGAUUCGCACGAGAACCGGGGCCACCGCACGGGCGGCGCAAGUGACUCGGGAAACGAUGAAGAGGAUCAUGACGAGUUUGGCUUUCUUACCGCCGAGCGAAAGAUUCGAGACCGACGAGCGCGAACACUUGGUGACGACGCGGAUCGUUUUGCAACGCGGCGCUUUCAAGGUGAUGGGAGCGAUGUGCUUGUGGAUGUCCCUACCGACCCUCCGGGCAAUCUGACAAGCGACGAUCGUCGUCUAGCCGAAACCGCGUUUGGGCACAUGUCAUCUCCGGUGCAUCAAAGCUGCGAGGAAUUGUCGGCGAUAUCUCGGCGUGAUUCGGUCGUGCUGAUGCGGAGGCACGAGGCGGAAGAAGAACAACAGUGCGAGGUCGUUUGUGACGAAGAAGAGCAAGCGCAAGUGAAAGUCGAGGCUGGCGCUUCGAACGGACGCUUGACACGAGCGAGCACGCGAGCAAGCGCAAAGCGCGAGAGCGCCACUGCAGCUGUAAACAGUCAAGAGCUUUCGACUAUGUCCUCGCCCAUACAUACGCACAAACGGCUUGCUCGAGGCGCCAGAGCGAGCAAGACGGUCCGCGACAUGCGUCUCAAGAGAAGCGAGAAGAAGGAUCUGGCUAUGCUGGAGAGACUUGAGGCAGAAAGUUGGUCGUCACAAGUGAGCUCUUUGACUUGCUCUUCGUCUUCGCCACAGCCCACCGGGACAACUGGGAAAAAGGCAUCGUCGUCUCCGGCCAAAAGGCUGCGGAUGGACGAGCUGGUCGGCGAGCUUCCUCGCGGCAGAAUCAAAGCGUCGAAUGGCAAGGCCAAAGCGACGCGUUCUAGCAACAAGUCCAAGGCUAGCACGGCCACUACAAGCAAAGGUAGAGCUGGCAGCGCACGUUCUAAGAUCGCGACGACAGGUAGCCGAGGCAGAGGAAAACCGGCGAGAGAACAGACACGCGAUGAAGAUCAGGAGGACAACGAAGACAACGUAUCCUCGGAUGGAGAGACAGUGGGCAAGCGGUCCAAGCGCGGCAAUGCUGCCACGUCGAACAAGCGCACACGCAAGAGCACCGAUCAGCAAGCUUGGAGAGACGCCAUCUCUUCGUCACAGGUGCAUUCCGACGACUCGCAACACACCAGACGGCUCAAGGAGUUUCGUGCUGCUGAAAAGUUUCAUUUGGAGGUCGAGCUCGUCCUGUGA